Molecule: messenger RNA, 557 nt
Organism: Monascus purpureus
Lineage: Eukaryota; Fungi; Ascomycota; Eurotiomycetes; Eurotiales; Aspergillaceae
Source: the annotation of a GenBank genome assembly
AUUCAGUCCACUCCAAUUGUACCAUUGCCCUUGUUUGUCCCUUCUUUUUUUAUUAUAAAAAACCACAAUCCAAAAUGUCCCGAGCAGGAACCUGGUUCAAAAUGCUCAUCACAGGAACCAUCAUCUGUGUCGGUGGCCCUGCAUUUGUCCAAUACAUCCGGCCCACGGAUGAAGAGCUUUUCCAGCGCUACAACAAGGACAUCCAGAAGCAGAGUCUUGAGGAAGGGCCGCGCCGCGCGAAGGAAUUUGACGAUUACGUGAAUCGACUGAAGGAGUGGUCUAAGUCGGAUAAGUCGAUCUGGAUAGCCGCGCAGGAACAGGCGGAUCGGGAACGGGAACAGCGCAAUGCCCAACAGGCUCGGGUUCAGGAGGAGAGUAAGAACCAGCGGGAUGAGAUGAGGAAGGAGUUGCUAGGGGAGAAAUGAUCGGAGUCUCUUGCUUGGAUAUUCUGGCUGUAUCUAUUUUGUAUGUUUAUGUUUCUUUCUGUGUUGUUUGCUUUGUUUCGUCUGGUAGAUGUAAAUAUAUAUUUGUAUGAUACCUUUGUAUACGACCAAGUC